AUGGCGCAGGCCACGGCCACAGCCCUCGCCGCAUACGUGCCCGGCACCCGCGCCUGGUUCCCCGACAAGGAUCUAGGCUGGAUCAGUGCAACCCUCAUCAACAAGCCUGCCAUCACCUCCGCAACAGGCGAGGUGAGCAUGGAGUUUCAGCUCGAUGAGGCAGACGGAGUGAGGGUAGUCAAGUCCUCCUUGGAGAAGCUCAGGGGCAAGGGAGUAGAGCAGGAGCUCCCGCCGCUAAGAAACCCGCCUUUGCUAGAGGGUACAGAUGAUCUUACUAGCUUGAGCUACCUCAAUGAACCUGCUGUGCUGCACGCCAUCCUCAGCCGAUACUCGCAACGGUCCAUCUAUACCUACUCUGGAAUCGUGCUUAUCGCCGUCAAUCCUUUCUCAGCUCUGAACCUCUACGGACCUGAACUUAUCCAGUCCUACUCGGGCAAGAGGCGAGGAGAGCUGGAACCUCACCUGUUCGCUAUUGCAGAAGAUGCAUACAGGUGCAUGAUUCAAGAUGAAAAGGACCAGACAAUCGUAGUCAGUGGUGAAUCUGGCGCUGGAAAGACCGUCUCAGCAAAGUUCAUCAUGCGGUACUUUGCUACCGUCGAAGAUCCUAGUAGGCCAAGAAGCCGCAAAGCAGUAGGAGCCGCUCCCAAGGAGAAUGGAGGCAUGAACGAGACGGAGCGGCAGAUUUUGGCUACAAAUCCGAUCAUGGAGGCCUUUGGUAAUGCCAAGACGAUCAGGAAUGACAAUUCCUCGAGAUUCGGUAAAUACAUUGAGAUUCUCUUCGACAGCAACCACGACAUCGUGGGGGCGAAGAUCAGGACAUACCUCCUCGAGCGCUCGAGGCUUGUCUAUCAGCCCGAGAAUGAGCGGAACUACCACGUCUUCUAUCAAUUGUGUGCCGGAGCUCCUACGACCGAACGCAAAGAGCUCGGCCUGACAGACGCUUCAGACUUUGCAUAUCUGAAUCAAGGCAAGAGCAACACCAUUGCAGGAGUCGAUGAUGCAGAGGACUUCAAGGAAACUCAGAAGGCUCUCAGCACAGUCGGGCUUACUGUCGAGAAGCAGUGGUCUGUCUUCCGACUGCUGGCCGCUCUCCUCCACCUCGGUAAUGUUCAGAUUGGAGCGACUCGCUCCGAUGCCAUGCUUGCUCAGGACGAUGCCAACCUUCUCAUGGCUACGAAGUUGCUUGGCAUUGAUGUCAACGAGUUCCGGAAAUGGGCCGUCAAGAAGCAGAUUGUCACCAGAGGAGAAAAGAUUGUCUCGAAUCUCACACAGGCCCAGGCCAUCGUAGUGCGAGACUCGGUGGCCAAGUAUGUCUACUCUUCUCUGUUCGACUGGCUCGUCGACCAGCUCAACAGCUCUCUUGCUCUCGGAUCGACAGCGUCUCGCAAAUCGAUGAUCGGAGUGCUCGACAUCUACGGUUUCGAGCGAUUCAAGGUCAAUAGCUUUGAGCAGUUCUGCAUCAACUAUGCCAACGAGCGACUGCAGCAUGAGUUCAACCGCCACGUCUUCAAGCUGGAGCAAGACGAGUACAUUGCCGAAGAAAUCAACUGGACGUUCAUCAACUUCUCUGACAACCAGCCCACGAUCGACAUGAUUGAGAGCAGACUUGGUAUCCUGUCUCUGCUCGACGAAGAGUCACGCUUGCCAUCCGGCGCAGAUGCUAGUUUCCUGCAGAAGCUGUACACACAGAUGGAGAAGAAGCCUGAGUACAAGAACUCUUUCCAGAAGCCUCGCUUCGGCUCUUCUUCGUUCACAGUGUGCCAUUACGCUCUGGACGUCUCCUACGAAGCCGAGGGCUUCUUGGAGAAGAACCGAGAUGCCGUGCCAGAUGAGCACCUGGCUCUCCUCUCUGCUACUACAAACCCAUUCCUGAAGGAGGUCUUGGAGACUGCGACCCAGCUCGCACAGUCUGCCAAGGAGCAACCAGCGGGCCCAGGCGCUUCUGUUGGAGCUGACGGAGAGACCAAAGCAGUAGCACCUCGAAGGCCUAUGGGCGGUAUCGUGAAGAAGCCUACGCUAGGAUCACAAUUCAAGGCCAGCUUGGUCAGCCUCAUGGCCACGAUUGAUGCUACGAACGCUCACUACAUCCGCUGUAUCAAGCCCAAUGAAGCCAAGAAGGCUUGGGAAGUGGAGCCUCAGAAUGUCCUGGGUCAGCUGAGGGCCUGCGGUGUGCUCGAGACCAUCCGAAUCAGCACCGCUGGAUACCCUUCGCGAAGGACCUUUGCCGACUUCGCUGAGAGGUACUACAUGCUCGUGCCAUCUGCCCACUGGGACAUGACAUCUCUUGACAAGGCAAAGGAGCUGGCUGCCUACAUCCUCAAGACUACUAUCACCGAUGCCGACAAGUAUCAGGUCGGUCUCAACAAGAUCUUCUUCCGAGCCGGCAUUCUCGCUCACUUCGAGCAGCUCAGAGGCCAAAGGCUGAAGGUGCUGGUGGUGCUGAUCCAGAAGAACUUGAGGAGGAACGUCGAGAUGAAGAGGUACGGCAACCUCAAAGCUUCAACCGUCAAGAUCCAGUCCUGGUGGAGAAUGUGCGCGGCCCAGAAGCAAGUCGACAUCAUCAGGAAGGAGAGCGCUGCUACUCUUCUGCAGACUGGUAUCAGACGAUUGCUCGCCCAGCAGAAGCUCAAGGCGACAGUUGCUGCCAUUGUCCGUAUCCAGUCCCUUGUGCGAGGCAGAGCUCAGCGAGCCAACUUUGCCACGAGCCGGACGAGCUUCGCUGCUGUCACGCUGCAAAGUCUCUUCCGCGGUAUCCUCGUGCGACGGCAGUAUGCCCAGGAUCGCAAGGGAAUCGUGCUGUUGCAGUCGUGCUACAGGAGGAGGCUGGCAAAGAAGGAGCUGGUACACCUGCGCAAUGAAGCCAAGACGGCUUCUCACUACAAGCAGGUGACAUACAAGCUGGAGAACAAGGUCGUGGAGUUGACGCAGAACCUCCAGAAGCGGACAAAGGAGAACAAGGAUCUGGUAGCAAAGGUCAAGGCAUUGGAGAUUUCGCUGCAGGAGUGGCAAGGGAAGCACGACCAGAUCAGCACAAAGUCGAGGGAGUUGCAGACGCAGCUAGACCAGCCUUCGGUACCGCUGGCAGAAUUCGAGGCGAUGAUCGCUGCAAAGCAGGCAUUGGAAGAGCAACAUGACCAGUCUCUGAAGAAGGUUGAGGAACAUGAAAGUCGCAUUGCUGCUCUGGAAGAGGAAGUGAGAAGCAGUGCCGAGGAGCUGGAGGCGAGGGAGAGCGCUCUAGCAAAGCGGGACGGAGAGGACAGUACUACUGCUACCGCUCUCCGUGCGGAGAUUGCCAAGUUGAAGGAAGAUCUUCACCGAGCCUCAACGUUGGCGCAACUGAGCGGUAACGGCGAGGCUGUCAAUGGCAACAGUCACCGCAACACGGUCUCAAAGCCCACCAACCCGGACUUCCCGCAGUUGUACGACCUCACCAUGGGCAAAGAGCCACCUCAAUCUGCCACAGGGUCGCGUCGCGCCCAACGCCCGCGAUCAGCCGAGAUGGCUGGUGCAGGUGCUGUGAAGAAGGCUCAGGCUGCGGCUAACCGCCAUGUCUCGGUGAUGCCACCUCAGGCUCCGAUCGUCAAGGACGAAGAUGCUGUGGCAGAGGAGAUCGAGAACAUCCUUUUGGACGAAGCUCAGCUGGACGAAGAUCUACUCCAGGGAUUGAUUCAGCAACUACGCACACCUAUGGGCGAGAUUUCGCCAAAGGAGUGUCUCUUCCCUUCGCACUUGAUUGCGCUGGUUCUCAACGAGUACUGGCUGAGGAGCAUGAUCCGACCUUCGGAGCGCGUGCUGGCGAAUGUGAUGCAGACGAUCCAGGCGCACGUGAUGGCUUUGGACGGCGAUGAGCUGAUCACUCAGGCCAUCUACUGGAUCUCCAAUGUCCAUGAGCUCCUCUCCUUCGUCUCUGUUGCAGAGAGCGAUCUGCUCGCCGGUAUCGCGCCCGGUGAUAACGACUCGGCGUUUGGCGACUACGAGCGACUGAUCGUCCUGGCAAAGCACGAUCUCGAGUCACUGGAGUACAACAUCUAUCACACACUCAUUGACAACACCAAGAGGAGGCUGCACAAGAUGGUCGUUCCCGCCGUCAUCGAGUCUCAGUCACUGCCAGGCUUCGUCGAGAACUCUGGAGGUAGGCUGUUCAACAGGCUGAUGUCUACGACCAACACACCGGCCUACACAAUGGACGACGUCCUCGGUGUUCUCAACACCGUCUGGCGCGCGCUGAAGAUGUACUACCUGGAAGCCUCGGUGGUGCACCAGGUCAUCACUGAGCUCAUGCGUCUGAUCAACUCCACCGCCUUCAACGACGUGGUUCUUCGCCGUUCCUUCUGCAGUUGGAAGCGCGCAAUGCAGAUUCAGUACAAUGUGACACGCAUCGAAGAGUGGUGCAAAGCAAAGGGAAUCCCAGAGGCGAUGCUCCAGCUGGAGCAUCUGAGUCAGAGUGUCAAGCUCCUUCAACUCAAGAAGAGCACACUAGCGGACAUCGACAUCAUCUACGACGUCUCGUGGGUCCUGACACCUUCGCAGAUUCACAAGCUCAUAAGUCAGUACCAUACCGCCGAGUAUGAGAAUCCGAUCAGUCCAGAGAUCCUCAAGGCUGCCGCGGCAAGGGUUACGCCAAAUGACCGAAACGACCACUUGCUACUGCCGCCAGAGGUGGACGAGGCGGGUCCUUAUGAGCUGCCCUUGCCUAGAGAAGUCACGGGGAUCGAAACGUACAUUCCUGCUUUCAUUCAGGCGCCAAGUUUGAGAACGCUAGCCUCGUUGGUCACCUAG
This is a messenger RNA of Microstroma glucosiphilum, 4779 nucleotides long. Its product is annotated as putative myosin V. Gene Ontology annotation, biological process: actin filament organization; vesicle transport along actin filament. Gene Ontology annotation, molecular function: microfilament motor activity; ATP binding; actin filament binding. Bases 1 to 4779 code for a protein of 1592 amino acids. The transcript has 2 exons. Lineage: Eukaryota; Fungi; Basidiomycota; Exobasidiomycetes; Microstromatales; Microstromataceae. The record is from RefSeq and is a predicted model, not a curated record. Gene Ontology annotation, cellular component: cytoplasm; vesicle; actin cytoskeleton.